Messenger RNA from Benincasa hispida (wax gourd), 402 nucleotides. The record is from RefSeq and is a predicted model, not a curated record. NCBI's taxonomy places the organism in Eukaryota, Viridiplantae, Streptophyta, Magnoliopsida, Cucurbitales, Cucurbitaceae.
AUGACUAGUUUAUUAGUACAAUUAUUGGCUUCAAAUUCAUUAACUGGGGACAAUUAUGCUACAUGGAAAUCAAGUUUGAAUACAAUACUAGUGAUAGACGAUUUAAAGUUCGUUUUGACAAAGGAAUGUCCUCUCAUCCCAACCUCAAAUGCAAAUCGAAUUGUUCGGGAUGCAUAUGAUAGAUGGACAAAGGUGAAUGAGAAAGCCCGUGUCUACAUUCUUGCCAACAUAUCUGAUGUCUUGGCUAAGAAACAUGAAAGCAUGAGUACUUCCAAAGAGAUUAUGGAGUCUCUGCGUGGGAUGUUUGGACAACCGUCCUUCUCCCUGAGGAGAAAAUCUCAGAAAGACCAGUGGGAGAUUUUGGAGUUGUUGACAAAAGAUGAAUCCGGUUACGUUUAUUAA